AUGGCGGACACAUUGAAAGCUGCUGGCAAUAAAGCCAUUGCGGAGAAGAACUUCGACGAGGCUAUCACAAAGUUCACCGAGGCCAUUGCUAUCGAGCCAGAAAACCACAUCCUCUACUCCAAUCGAUCGGCUGCAUAUGCUUCGAAACGAGACUUCGAAAACUCCCUAAAGGAUGCUGAGAAGUGUACGGGUAUCAAGCCUGAUUGGGCCAAGGGAUGGGGUAGAGUUGGUACCGCUAAGCAAAGUCUGGGGGACCUUUUGGGAGCGCAUGAUGCUUAUGAGGAGGCUUUAAAGCUUGAUGAGAAGUAUGCGGUGGCUACCAAGGGUCUUGCACAGGUCAAGAAAUCUAUCGAUGCAGAGGCCAAAGCAGAUGGUGUGAAGGGUGAUCCAACAGAAGGACUAGGAAGCAUGUUUAGUGAUCCGCAACUCGUCACAAAAUUAGCCGCAAACCCUAAGACUGCCAAAUUCCUCUCCGACCCAACAUUCAUGGCAAAGCUUCAACAAAUUAAGUCGAAUCCAAGUAAUACUCAGGAACUUUUCUCAGAUCCACGUAUGAUUCAAGUCUUGGGUGUCUUGAUGGGAGUGGAUAUGUCCUUCGCUGAUUCGGGUGCUUUUGGAGGUGCUCCUGGUGCCGGAGGUGCUUCUGCGCCCAGGGAGGCCGAGGAGGAUAUCUCGAUGCCAGACGUGCGCCCAAGCUCGCAAGAACCACAAGCUAAGAAGGCAAAGACGGAGUCAGAACCAGAGUCAGGCGAUGACGAGGCUGCCUUGAAGAAGAAGGCAAAGGCUGAGGCUGAUGAGGAGAAGAGACUUGGUACCGAAGAGUACAAGAAGAAAAACUUCGACGAGGCGAUUGCACAUUACACUAAGGCUUGGGAAAUCUUCAAGGACAUCACCUAUCUCAACAACCUUGGUGCUGCAUACUUCGAAAAGGGAGAAUACGAAGAGGCUAUCAAAGCAUGUGAGAAAGCAGUUGAAAAAGGACGAGAGAUCUACGCCGACUUCAAGAUGAUCGCCAAAUCAUACGCUCGUAUCGGAACGUCCUACGAGAAGCUGGGAGAUCUAUCGAAAGCCAUCGAAAAUUACAACAAAUCUCUCACUGAACACCGUACCCCUGACCUCGUCAACAAGCUUCGUGCUGCCGAAAAGAACAAGAUCGAUGGUGCCAAAAAAGCCUAUAUCGACCCAGCAAAAGCUGAAGAGGCCCGUGAACUCGGAAACCAAAAGUUCAAGGAGUCAGAUUGGCCUGGAGCAGUUGAGGCUUACAGUGAAAUGAUUAAGCGUGCUCCAGAAGACCCAAGAGGUUACAGUAACCGUGCAGCUUCCUUCAUUAAGCUUCUUGAGUUUCCAUCUGCUUUGGAAGACUGUAACCAGGCAAUCGCUAAGGAUUCCAAGUUUGUUAGAGCCUACAUCCGAAAGGCGCAAGCAUACUUCGGCAUGAGAGACUACUCCAAAUCUCUUGAUGUUUGUAACGAAGCUAGUGAGGCUGAUGUUACAAAGGCCAAUACUAGAGAAAUUGAACAGCAACAGCAGAAGGCUGUCACUGCAAUGUACAGUGCUAGAGAGAACGAGACAGAGGAGCAGACUAAGGAGAGACUUUCGAAAGAUCCCGAGAUUCAAAGAAUCAUGGGUGACCCAGUCAUGCAAAGCAUUCUUCAACAAGCCCAAAACGACCCCGCCGCUCUUCAGGAACACAUGAAGAACCCUCAAAUCAAAUCUAAGAUUCAACAGCUCAUCGCUGCCGGCGUCAUCCGUGUCGGGAGAUGA
Messenger RNA from Sclerotinia borealis F-4128, 1764 nucleotides. Lineage: Eukaryota; Fungi; Ascomycota; Leotiomycetes; Helotiales; Sclerotiniaceae. The record is from the annotation of a GenBank genome assembly.